ACCUAAAAAUAAAGAAUAUGUAAAUUUUAAUAAUAAACAAAAAAAACUCCAAAUUCAACUGACAAAUAAUAUGAGCAACAAAUAAUAAAAUUAAGCAGAUUUUGAUCUGCACAUAAUUAUGGAAGCAGUUGUUUCUCAGUCUCUCUUCUAUGCAAAGAUUUCCAAGCCCUUAAACAGUUGCUCUACUUCUACUUCCAAUUUUCCUUCAUUUUUACAAUGUAAAACUUCUCUACUUGCUUAUCAAUCUGCUAAAAAUGUGGGAUUUAAGAGGCUAAAUUUACCACUCUUACAAAGAAAAGUUGGAAUUGUUUGUGCUGCUGAAGGUGCAACUUCCCCUGCUAAUGUUGCUCAGGGUUGGCUUCUUGACCCUGUAGGAGAUGGAGAUUGGAAGCACAUAGGCUUUAAGGUAGCAAUGCCAGGUGCAUAUGAAAUCUUUUCUAGUGAUGAAUUGGUUAUUGGACGUGCGCAAGAUAAAGCAGAUUUGGUCAUUCCUGUUGCCACAGUUUCUGGAUUGCAUGCUCGAAUACAAAACAAAGAGGGGAAUCUCUUAAUCACUGAUUUGGAUAGCACAAAUGGGACUUAUAUCAACGAAAAAAGAGUACCUCCCGGUGCUACUGCCGUUGCACCUCCAGGAAGCUUGCUCACAUUUGGGGAUAAUCAUCUUGCAAUAUUCCGGGUCCAGAAAAUUCAGAAAACUCUAGAAAAAGAAACAGAAACAGAAGAAUCUGAAGAUCAAAAAGUAGAAAAUGAAGGCACACAAGUGGCUGCUCAACCAGAAACUACAAGCUGAGUUCAGGGAUAUGUUAGUGGCAUUGUGGCACUCAACAAACAAAGCUUCGAUGUUAGCUAGUCCACCUUGUAUCCAGGAUUUCUGUUACUAGAUGUAACAAGUGCAUAUGAUUCUUCAAAAUUUUAUACUAAAGACCAAUAUAAAUUUUCUCCUGAUGA
Messenger RNA from Beta vulgaris subsp. vulgaris (sugar beet), 948 nucleotides. RefSeq lists its product as uncharacterized. The transcript is spliced from 5 exons. The record is from RefSeq and is a predicted model, not a curated record. Bases 119 to 790 code for a protein of 223 amino acids. Gene Ontology annotation, molecular function: mRNA binding; protein binding. Lineage: Eukaryota; Viridiplantae; Streptophyta; Magnoliopsida; Caryophyllales; Amaranthaceae.